UCUCCGCGCCCGCUCAAUUAGACUGAUCUCGACAUCCAACACCCAAUGGUAGCACGCCCGGAUCCUGUCGAAUUCGCCUUGUCAUGAAUCUUAUUUCUCUCCAUCUUCCACGAUAAUUACGCUCUCCCGCCGCCGUACAGCGCGCCCUCCUCCUCCUCUCCCUCCUUCCUCUCGUUCUUCCGUCCUCACGUUCCUUCACUAUUCACGGUCUUUUUACGCUACGCUAGACGAGACGAGCCGACGUUGCGAUGACUGGCCGCAGGCCUUCUACGGGCGGCCGCUUGCGCUCCAAAACGUCUGACAUAUCCGAUCUCAUACGGGGCAACCAUGCACAUGCCAAACAUUCUGAUGCGCUCUCGUCGCCACCGCCGGUUCCGCCGCUGCCAGAGCCUGACAGUGCGAGCAAGAGCAAGUCAAAGAUAUCGUUCUUCGCGCGUAGGCGCAAGAGCACCUCGGCGUCGCCCAGCUCGUCGACCAAAUCUGCUGAAACGAAGACCACGUCAAAUGCAUAUGCGCCGCCGCCGCCCCUACCCAAGCUGGACGUCCGCAGACUGUCUUCGAACAGCAAGGGCGCAGCCACUCGCUCAAUCUCCACUCCUUCUUCUCCAAACCCGGUUCCCCCAGCAGCGCUUCCUCCUCUGGACGUCUCCUCACCCUCAUUCGGUUCCAUCUCGCAAUUGCUCCCUUCGCAUUUCGCGAUACGCCAUGAUUCCGCUUCCUCAGACUCCAGCCCACCACAUAAGCACGCCUCUGCCAUCCCUGUCUCCAACAUCCGCCACAUCCGCCCACAGAAAUCGAUGUCCUCCGCCGACUUUGGCAGGGAAAGCACGGAGAUCCCUGCCCUCCCACCCAAGAGCAAGGGGCACAAAUCGAAAACCAGCCAGAGCACCAAGACCAACGGCGCGCGCCCAAUCAUCACUGUGUCUGCCCCGCCGCUGAGCGGACAACCCGAGGAGGACGAAGCGACCUUCAUGACACCGCGCACCGCACCCACGCCGCCUGCCGCUCGCGCACCUGCAUGGAGCCACGGAAGCACGUCCGGGCGCGACUUCCACGACUCGCCCGGGUACGCAAGCUCAGACCAGGCGAGCUCGACGGGCUCACCAAGCCCACGGAGCCUGCUACACUUCCCUCUUCCCCCGCGCGGCAGCGGCGACAGCGCGCGCACGCAGACGCCCCAGCAGGACUACCGAUCCGACCCGUGGGGGGACGAGCACCCGUCCAAACGGUCGAGCGCGGGCAGCUCGUCGAGCACGCGCGAGACGCUCACCGUCGCGACGGCCGCGCCAAGCGGUCGGGUGGGGGUGGGCAGCGCGCUGCUGCGGGCUGCGCGUCGCGAUGAGCCUCCGUCGCGAAGCGCGCCGGAGCCGAACACGCGUCCGCCUGUCAACCCAGGUCCGCAACAGACCGUCACGCGCUCCCCGCCGGGCUCGCCUCCGCCCCGUAGUCGCAUCCCUGCGACAGCGUCCUUCCAUUCGAGCGGCGGCCGCACGCCUCCGCCGCUGCUCACGACGUUCAGGCGUGCGCCGAGGGCGGGCCCGCCUGCGGAACCGCUUCCCUCGCCGCCACAUUCUGCUUUUGUGACGCCGUCCGGCCCGGCGGAGAGCGCGCCCAGUGCGGGUAGUAGCCAGCCGAUGUCUGCGCUGCCGACGAUCCCGACGCUAGCGUCGCAGAUGACGGUGGGGCAGGUACACCGCGCGGUGUUCCAUAGGUCGCGCGCGAACACGCUUUCGAGCCGUGCGUCGUCGACGGUGACGCUGAGCACGGUGAACGGGGAGUCGUCCACGCCGUCCACGCCGCUUUUGGACAACUUUGGCCAGAGCAACGCGAAUCUGAGCUUGAGCGGGUCUCCUGCGAGCAGUGUGAUCUUCCGAGAGCAUGUGGAGCAUAAUAGCGUGGGCAAUGCGUCCCAGGGCGAAGUGGCGACCAUGGAGCAGCUGCGCGACGCACUGAACGCACAGAGCGCAAAGUACAAGCGGCUCUCGUCGUAUUUGCUGACGCUCACGGAACGACACGCCGCGGAGAAGAACGAGCUCAUGCGGCGCAUCGAGGUGCUCGAAAAGGAGGCGCGCAAGCGCGAGCGCGAGAUUACUGGUCUUCGCUGGCUCGUCAUGAACGCCGGGCAGCGGAAUAGCGCGAUGAGUGCCGCGAGCGGAAGCGGUGGCGACGCUGCGCGCCCUCGCACGGCGAUCCGCGCGCGCUCCUCGUCAAAGUCGUCGCAGGGCAGCCAGCAUCAUGGCGGCACCCCACCGGAACCGCAUCGGGGUUUUUCGAUGGAUUCUACGAUGGACAGCAUGGAGGAGGGCCUGUUCGAGCUGCAGAACUCGGUGUCGGACCUCAUCGCGCCGCUGGCACCCAGCCCGCCGAGCUCGGAUGCGCUCGCGAGCCCGAUGGCGCGGCCGAGCGCAAGUGCGAGUCCAAAGUAUGGCGCGGUGUUCGUGCGGAAGAAGAGGUCGAAUACGCUGCCCGGUGGGCAGUCGCCGCCGUCGGUGGCGAUCUGUGUGCAGCAGAAGCAGGCGAGGCGGACGAGCUCGCCGGUGUUGAGCGCCAGUACUUCGAGUGGGCUGGGUUUUCGAGAUGUCGAUUUGCCGUCUAUCCCGUCCCUUGCGAGCACCACUAUGAAGUUCGUGUCGUCCAAUUCUUCAUCGUCAGGUUCGAUGCCUUCAUCCCUGCCAUCGCUGACCGCAAUCAACACCGCGUCCUCCGGACUGUCCGCCAUACCCGAGACACCUCGGAGUCCUACCGAUAGUCUGCAUCCUGAUCGCACGACCGAUAGCAGCACGCAGAAGAAAUUGCACGACGAGAAGCGCGCUUCGCGCAUCCUCAAACGCAUUUCCGCGUCUUCGACAGCAUCUUCGGUCUCGAGCAGCCCUGCGCCGCACGGCGGCAAGGUCGCCUCGUCGCCAUCCAUUGGGCAGGUGCUCGACCGUGCGACCGAGCGCGAGCGCAGCAUGGACACCAUCAUGCGCAAGCUGCGGUCUUACGGGUCCGGAUGA
Messenger RNA from Laetiporus sulphureus 93-53, 2996 nucleotides. RefSeq lists its product as uncharacterized. The transcript is spliced from 2 exons. NCBI's taxonomy places the organism in Eukaryota, Fungi, Basidiomycota, Agaricomycetes, Polyporales, Laetiporaceae. The record is from RefSeq and is a predicted model, not a curated record. The coding region runs from base 249 to 2996 and encodes 915 amino acids.